This is a messenger RNA of Mytilus trossulus (common blue mussel), 1269 nucleotides long. RefSeq lists its product as uncharacterized. The coding region runs from base 122 to 1108 and encodes 328 amino acids. The record is from RefSeq and is a predicted model, not a curated record. The transcript is spliced from 2 exons. Gene Ontology annotation, molecular function: oxidoreductase activity. Lineage: Eukaryota; Metazoa; Mollusca; Bivalvia; Mytilida; Mytilidae.
CUUACACAAAUCCAGUUAGCUUUUACCAAAUUUUUAGUAAAAUUUUCUUGGAAGGUGUUUUUGUUUAGAGAAGAAAAUAUUUUCAUAAUAUAUUUAUAUUUAUAUAUAUUUAAAAGGGUAAAUGGCCAGCCAAUUAAUUGAGGUAAAACUUCCAGAACCACAACAAAAAGUGUUUAGCGGUGAGGUUUUUCCUUACAUUGUUUCGCCUGCUGAGAGCUCAGAUCUUGCUGACAUUAACAAGACGUGUAACUGGGUUGAAAAUAACAGACAAUAUGUCGAAUCGUGUUUGAUAAAAUAUGGUGCGGUCUUAUUCCGCGGCUUCCCAAUAGAAAACCCCGAAAUGUUCGACAAAUUCGUCAAGUCAUUUGGUUAUGAUGCACUGCCUUAUGUCGGUGGAGCAGCUCCAAGAAAGUUAGUGGUCGGCGACGUUUUUACAUCAAACGAAGCUCCACCGGAAAUGCUUAUUCCCUUUCACCAUGAAAUGGCCCAAGUACCGACGUUCCCAAAUGUUCUAUUUUUCUUUUGUAAUAUAAGCCCAUCAGAAGGAGGUCAGACACCCCUUGUUUUAUCUAAUCUCGUUUAUCAGCAAAUGUUAAAAUUAAACGAACCAUUUGUAAAUAAACUGUUGGAACUCGGUGUGAAGUAUACACGGGUUCUUCCGAACGGAGACGAUCCUACGUCACCCAUAGGUAGAGGGUGGCAAUCUACUUAUGGGACAACGAACAAGCAAGAAGCCGAGAAGAAAGCCUUAGAGUUAGUCGGUAGCAUUGAGUGGCUUUCAGAUGGCUGUCUCAAAACAAUAACAGAUGUUCUCCCAGCAAUAAGGGACGAUAAACGCACUGGUAAAAUGACAUGGUUUAACUCCGUAAUAGCUGUAUACCGUGGUUGGAAGGACAGCAGAAAUUCUCCAGAAACAUCAAUUACCUUUGGAGAUGGAUCCCCCAUGGAUCCUGAUGUUAUGACAACACUGGAAAAUACUCUAAAUGACCUAGCUAUCGAUUUUUCGUGGAAGAUAAAUGACGUGGUGAUGGUUGACAAUCGCCAGGUAUUACAUGGCAGACGAUCGUUUGUCCCGCCUAGACAAAUCUUAGCCGCCCUCUGCAAAUAGACACUAAAUUUGUGUGUUGUUUUUUCUGUCUUGUUAUGGUACAUUAAUUACUAUGUAAUGCAUAGUUUCUUUAUGAAGUCUAAUUCAGUGUUAUUGGUAUUGAAGUUUAUUGGGGAUGUACGAUUCCUUUUAUCAGAUAAAAUAUUUAUUUAUAAAAUUGA